Messenger RNA from Ogataea parapolymorpha DL-1, 378 nucleotides. Its product is annotated as DNA-directed RNA polymerase III subunit C19. NCBI's taxonomy places the organism in Eukaryota, Fungi, Ascomycota, Pichiomycetes, Pichiales, Pichiaceae. The transcript has a single exon. Gene Ontology annotation, molecular function: protein dimerization activity; DNA-directed RNA polymerase activity; DNA binding. Gene Ontology annotation, cellular component: RNA polymerase I complex; RNA polymerase III complex. The record is from RefSeq and is a predicted model, not a curated record. Bases 1 to 378 code for a protein of 125 amino acids. Gene Ontology annotation, biological process: DNA-templated transcription.
AUGUCAGACGCACCGAUGGAGGACGUGGUAGACGAGACCAUGAGCCAGGACGAGGUGGAUACCGAGAAAAUCAAGUUGCUACCCGGCUCCACGCCCGACGGCACGGCGGCAUCGUUUCAGAUCAGCGACGAGGACCAUACUUUGGGGAAUGCGCUGCGGUACAUGAUAAUGAAGAAUCCAGAGGUUGAAUUCUGCGGAUACUCGAUUCCGCACCCGGCAGAGAGCAAGAUGAAUAUUAGAAUUCAGACGUACGGCGGCAUGAGCGCUGUUGAGGCGCUGCACAAGGGGCUGGACGAUCUGGUGGAUCUUUGCACCCAUGUGGAGGACGUUUUUGGGGAAAAAAUCAGUUCCAGAGACUACGGCACCGAGGAGCCAUGA